This is a messenger RNA of Octopus bimaculoides (California two-spot octopus), 1483 nucleotides long. Its product is annotated as arrestin domain-containing protein 3. NCBI's taxonomy places the organism in Eukaryota, Metazoa, Mollusca, Cephalopoda, Octopoda, Octopodidae. The record is from RefSeq and is a predicted model, not a curated record. Gene Ontology annotation, biological process: protein transport. Gene Ontology annotation, cellular component: cytoplasm.
UUAAUUAGUAUUUUGAUGCCUUUCUACUUGCAGGUGUACUCACCAAUUGAGGAUUAUACUGAGAAGAGCCUUGGUAAUGGCUGUUGUCAAACAGGCCAUGUUUCUUGUUCCCUAAUGCUUAAGAAACAGAUUUUUGUACCCGGUGAGAAUAUAAUUGCAACUAUAACUCUCCAAAAUAUAUCCUUCCGGAAAUGUGGAUCAUGUAAUAUGCAGUUGAAACAGAUUGUCCGAUGUAGUGAUUCCUGUCCAGUUGUUGUAAUUGUGGCAAGUUCCAAGUUGUGUGAAUCAAUCCGGCCUGGACAGAGCUGUCAUUGGCAAGGAUAUGAAUUUACUGUGCCUCCAACAUGUCCAUCCCGACUGGAUAUGUGCAAAAUUAUCAGCAUCAAAUAUUGUGUGGCGAUUGAUACAGCAUUUGAUGAUUUCAACCUUUAUGCUGCUGUUCCAAUUGUUAUAGCAACCAUUCCUGAAACAGGUACAGAAGUUGCAAAAUGGUCUUACAGAGGAAGCCAGAGCUCAAAAAAGGGUGCUUAUCAAGAGGCAGCGGAACUUCCCCACACAGAGUUUGCGCCGAAAUACAAGGUCUAUGAUUACCUCCCGGGACAAACCAAUCGAGACACGACUAUGCUUAUUGAUCUGCCUCAUAGUCCAGGUCAGUUUAAAAGACAUCACAGGAAAUCAAAUUUGGACAAUUCUGUAAUAUGCAAUGAUGAUGAUAAAGAGGAAACAUCGUUAAAGGCUGCUAAAACAUAAUGGAAUCCUUUCAGUUGGGGGUUUCUGAAUUAAUUCCAUUUAAAUCUUAUUCCGAAAAAUCAACCAUUGAAGAGAAGAGAGAAAAAUAAAACUGAUUUGUGUUCAUUUAUUUUUAUAAUCGAAAGUCAUCUGUUCAAACAUAACUACUCAAAUAAUUUCAAUAACUCAAUGAAAAUACAUAUAAAUUGAUUGAAUGUUAAAGAUUGAAGAGAAUAUAACAUUUUUAAAAACAUUUUCAUUCAGUUUCCAUCAAAAAUAAACUAAUGUAUGAAGUAAGAAACAAAAACUUCAGCAAAAAUUAUAAGAAAAAAACUACAUAACAGUUGUCUGUAGGCCACUUCUAAAAAUUUGGAAUGGUUAAUGACCCACACUGGAACAUAAUGCCUAUAAAUGAUAGCAUGCAACACUGACAAGACAGAAAUUGCUUACAAGCUGGCAUUUAAUAAAGAAUUGUCGAAACAUAAUAAUGAAAUUAGAUGACAGAUUUUGCCUAUGUCUGGCACACAAAUUAGAAAUUUCCUCAACAUCCAUUGUACAAAACAGGAAUUGCAUGCAGUAUGUACACAAGACUGAAAUUGCCUUUAACUGGAAUAAAAUGGAGAAACUGCUACACAUGGGGAAGAAAAUUACCUCAAAAUAUUGCUAUAAAGCUGAAAAAUGGCCAUGGAAAUUAAUGAGAAGACUGAUAUAUUUAAGGCUGUACUAUGAGAUUAAAACAUUCUUAUUAAGGAUA